This is a messenger RNA of Pseudopodoces humilis (Tibetan ground-tit), 3451 nucleotides long. The record is from RefSeq and is a predicted model, not a curated record. NCBI's taxonomy places the organism in Eukaryota, Metazoa, Chordata, Aves, Passeriformes, Paridae.
AGAUGAACUCUCUGACAUCCAGUCAGAUUCGGUCCCGCUGGAAGUGCGGGACUGGUUAGCUUCUACAUUCACGAGAGAAAUGGGAAUAGUGAAGAGGAGACCUGAGGAAAAGCCCAAAUUCCGAAGCAUUGUGCACGCUGUACAGGCUGGGAUUUUUGUAGAAAGGAUGUACCGAAAAACUUCAAGCAUGGUUGGUUUGGCUUAUCCAGCAGAAGUGAUAGUCACAUUUAAGGAUGUUGAUAAGUGGUCUUUUGAUGUAUUUGCCCUUAAUGAAGCAAGUGGAGAGCACAGUCUGAAAUUUAUGAUGUAUGAGCUGUUAACCCGAUACGACCUUUUGAGCCGUUUCAAGAUCCCUGUUCCCAAUCUUAUUUCUUUUGCUGAAGCUCUUGAAGUUGGUUACAGCAAAUACAAAAAUCCCUAUCACAAUUUGAUCCAUGCAGCUGAUGUUACUCAAACUGUGCAUUACAUAAUGAUUCACACUGGUAUCAUGCACUGGCUCACAGAACUGGAAAUUUUAGCAAUGAUCUUUGCAGCUGCUGUCCAUGACUAUGAACAUACUGGGACCACAAACAAUUUUCAUAUUCAGACAAGGUCAGAUGUUGCUAUAUUGUACAAUGAUCGAUCUGUUCUUGAAAAUCAUCAUGUAAGUGCUGCUUAUAGACUCAUGCAGGAAGAAGAGAUGAACAUCCUGGCUAAUCUAAACAAAGAUGACUGGAGGGAGUUGCGUAGCUUGGUCAUUGAGAUGGUCUUGUCUACAGAUAUGUCGGGUCAUUUUCAACAAAUUAAAACAAUGCGACACACUCUACAGCAGGCACAGGGGGUAGACAAAGCCAAAGCCAUGUCUUUGAUUCUACAUGCAGCAGACAUAAGCCAUCCAGCAAAAUCCUGGGAACUGCACUACCGGUGGACCAUGGCCCUGAUGGAAGAAUUUUUUCGACAGGGAGACAAGGAGGCUGCUUUAGGUCUUCAAUUUUCCCCACUUUGUGACCGCAAGUCCACUUUGGUAGCUCAGUCUCAAAUAGGUUUCAUUGAUUUCAUAGUAGAACCAACAUUUUCUCUUCUUACUGAUUCAAUGGAGAAAAUUGUUAUGCCUCUUAUAGAGGAAGCGACAAAAUCUGAGAGUCCUGCAUUUGGGACCCCUGGCCAAAACAGUUUGGGAGGAGUAAGCAAUGCUGAAGCACAAAGACGACCUGGGUUUAAAAGUACAGGUGAUGGAGGAGCUCACGCAGAAAAUUCUCUAGCAACUGUAGACCUAAGGGGCUUCAGGGACAAUUUAAUGAAGAUCAUUCAAGCAAACAAAGAAAGAUGGAAAGAAUUAGCAGCAGAAGAAGAACUUGGGAAAAAUGUUGGUGAACAGGAAAAAGACCAAAGCAGAAAUUCCACAGAUGCACAGUUGCAGGAAGAGACAACAAGGACACAAAAUGAGAGUAGUCAGGGAAGUGAUGGUACAACCUGUCCUCCCAGAUCCAUCGUCCUACAAGUAGUCUCUUUCGACACUCCUCUGAGUGAUGAAUCCAGCUCAGAAAAAUGCACUAUCUCUGAUCCGAACCAGAAAGAUCUCAGCGAUGCCCAGCAGGAGACACAGAGCACAGACCCACUGAAUGGUGAGCCUAAACACUGUAAGAAGUCAGAAGAUAUCGUAAAAGCCACGGAGCAGACAGAAGCACUGGUACAGAACUAGAUUUGCUAUUUCCUAAAAGCUUCUGACAUUUCAGGCAGGACAGGAGAAAAGAACUCUAGCUGUUCCUACCUCAGGAUCUCAGAGGCUGUUAUCUGUCAACUUGUUCUUGGAUCAUCCUAUUUCUGUGGAGAUUGAUUGAACAAAAUGUUCAAAAAUGUAAAACCCUGAGCUGGUAACUCAAGGCACUUAAAAACUUGCAAGAUUUUAGUUGUAUAUGUGUUGCUAUUUCCUCUUCUAUUCUGCUUUCUUAAACUAGCCAAAAUAAUUUUUUCAGCCAAAGUUGGACCUUGCUUUGUUGCAUCACUGGUACCAGACAUUUCCAGUUAAUCACAAGACAUGUGAAAACACGAUGUCUGUCAUCUGCCUGGGAUUGCUGUUAUGCGUCACUGCUGCUGGUGUCCAAUGAAAAUGGAAAAUCAAAAUGAAAUGUGUUUCUGGAUACUUGUUCAUGCAAUCAUGCUGCAUGCACCAUAAAAGUCCUACUUGUUAGCUUCCUUAAAAAAUCUGGAAAUAAAUGUUUGUAGAUUGUACAGGGAAGUUGUAAAGUUACGCUGACCAGCCUGCAUGAAUGAGGAUUCUUCCCCAGUGCAGUGGCUGUCGUAUGGACAGAACUGGUGUGGAGAAAAUUUGGAAGUAUUUGAAAUAUCUCUUUAAAAUUAAUAGAAUAGCAUCUGGUGUUAAAGAUUAAAACAUCCCGAAUCCUGUAAUAUUUUGAAAGACAUCAGUACUGGUGUCAGCCCUACAGUGAAGCUGGUACUUAUUCUUUUGUGGAAGGGACAGCAACAGAAAUACAUGAAAAUUGCUUCAGUUCAGCAAAAUGUUGUGUUGCCUCUCAGACAGAAUUGCGAGGUGACACCAAGGCCUUAUGUCAUGGUUUAUCUCAAAUGCAAAGGUGACAAUAUGCAUCCUGCAACAUCUUUGCUAGAGUUUGUUUCUUCUUGAGGGGCAGCAAAAAUGGCAUCACGCAGGCAGUAACCUCUGCAAGAAGCCUCAAAAUGAGCCCUCCAGCCCAAACUGUGCCCGUAAAGAAACUCCAUUUUCAUCUCUACUUCCCUCGAGCUGCACAUGACCCCUUCUGUUUCCCCUGGGUGUCUUACACAACUUCAUUUCCCUCUGCUGGAGCCUGCCAGGAAACUUCUAGGCUCCCAUUCGGGUUGUAGGCGCUCAGGUGGCUCAGGUCACUGCACUCCCUGUUCUCCUUUUUGGACCCCGUGGUUAUUACCUCACUGAACAAAACAAUCUUUCUAAUCUGCCAUGGUCCACUCUGAAGGGGACUCGUGGGGGCAGUGGCGCUCUCCUCCCUGCCAAGGGUGAUUGAGACCUCUGUGCUGUCCCUCUGCUGCUUCAGGGAUCCAACCGGAGCUCAGCAGGCAUCAGGCUCCACCUCAACAAGGGCACGCUUUGUCCAAUUGAGGAAGGAAUCAUAAAACAAUCACCUUUGCUGAGGGGCUCUUACAUGUCCAUACCUGUUGACUGUCUCUUUUCAGACGGCAAAGCAGUCAAAAUUGAGCUGGGAACGGUGUAAGCUCUGAGCCCUGGGACAAGGGCAUGCCAAAAGAUGGAAUUCCUGUCAUUGAAUAUUUCCUCUUUUCCAGGUUCUAUCUGAGCUACAUGCACAAAGGACCUUCUUCUUGUAGAGAUGCCAGAAGUCAAACAAGCCACUGCUGUGAUGAAAAUAAUUUCAAAUUAACAAAUCAAGAUCACUAGUGGAAGAAGGGUCACCAGACACGUGUGCAAUGCCUGCAGAGCCCCCUGGACACAGGAGCGGGC